This is a messenger RNA of Salmo salar (Atlantic salmon), 1008 nucleotides long. The record is from RefSeq and is a predicted model, not a curated record. Lineage: Eukaryota; Metazoa; Chordata; Actinopteri; Salmoniformes; Salmonidae.
AUGGUUGCUGGGAAACAUGGACCCCUAGCCCCAAUCCCCGCUCCAAAGACCCCUAGCCCCAAUCCCCGCUCCAAAGACCCCUAUCCCCAAUCCCCGCUCCAAAGACUCCUAUCCCCAAUCCCCGCUCCAAAGACUCCUAUCCCCAAUCCCCGCUCCAAAGACUCCUAUCCCCAAUCCCCGCUCCAAAGACUCCUAUCCCCAAUCCCCGCUCCAAAGACUCCUAUCCCCAAUCCCCGCUCCAAAGACUCCUAUCCCCAUUCCCCGCUCCAAAGACUCCUAUCCCCAAUCCCCGCUCCAAAGACUCCUAUCCCCAUUCCCCGCUCCAAAGACUCCUAUCCCCAUUCCCCGCUCCAAAGACUCCUAUCCCCAUUCCCCGCUCCAAAGACUCCUAUCCCCAUUCCCCGCUCCAAAGACUCCUAUCCCCAUUCCCCGCUCCAAAGACUCCUAUCCCCAUUCCCCGCUCCAAAGACUCCUAUCCCCAAUCCCCGCUCCAAAGACUCCUAUCCCCAAUCCCCGCUCCAAAGACUCCUAUCCCCAAUCCCCGCUCCAAAGACUCCUAUCCCCAAUCCCCGCUCCAAAGACUCCUAUCCCCAAUCCCCGCUCCAAAGACUCCUAUCCCCAUUCCCCGCUCCAAAGACUCCUAUCCCCAUUCCCCGCUCCAAAGACUCCUAUCCCCAUUCCCCGCUCCAAAGACUCCUAUCCCCAUUCCCCGCUCCAAAGACUCCUAUCCCCAAUCCCCGCUCCAAAGACUCCUAUCCCCAAUCCCCGCUCCAAAGACUCCUAUCCCCAUUCCCCGCUCCAAAGACUCCUAUCCCCAUUCCCCGCUCCAAAGACUCCUAUCCCCAAUCCCCGCUCCAAAGACUCCUAUCCCCAAUCCCCGCUCCAAAGACUCCUAUCCCCAAUCCCCGCUCCAAAGACUCCUAUCCCCAUUCCCCGCUCCAAAGACUCCUAUCCCCAAUCCCCGCUCCAAAGACUCCUAGCCCCAUUCCCCGCUCCAAAGACUCCUAG